Lineus longissimus is the source of this 2937-nucleotide messenger RNA. Its product is annotated as ATPase family gene 2 protein homolog A-like. Gene Ontology annotation, cellular component: cytoplasm. Gene Ontology annotation, molecular function: ATP hydrolysis activity; ATP binding. NCBI's taxonomy places the organism in Eukaryota, Metazoa, Nemertea, Pilidiophora, Heteronemertea, Lineidae. The transcript has 12 exons. The record is from RefSeq and is a predicted model, not a curated record. The coding region runs from base 84 to 2807 and encodes 907 amino acids.
CGACCACGAAAACGUGAUUUUUCAUUUUUUUCAACAUUUUCUUAUCUUUUACUAGUUUGUUGACGACUUGUAAAGAAAUAGUCAUGCCUCCAAAGUCGAAAUGUGCAAGUAGAACAGACUGUCAACAGUGUAAAACAUGUUCCUGCGUAAUUGGCGUGAGAGAUUUGAAGAAACACGCCAAUUUGUGCAAAAAUGAUAGUGGAGCAGACAGCUUUUCUGAAGAAAGUGAAGAAGUAGGGUUGUCACUCGGCUCCACAUCAGGAUCGAGGAAGACUCCAGAUGUGUCUCAGUUGUUAUUGGAAGAGCAACAUGGCUUCGUCAAAGGAAGGACUGUCUUCGCGGUUGUUGAAACCCUCGAAAAUGAUGCCCACCUUCCCAAGUCAUCGAAAGAUUCGCUCAUCACAUUAUCACCAGCGGCAAUGAGACUUUGCAACAUAAGUAUAGGCUGUCCUAUUGUUGUAAAUGACAAACAAGUUUGCUAUGCGUGGCCAUGCAAUUCUAUUGCAUUUGCCUCUGCCAGCAUCCCUACCACCUGCAUGGCCAAACUAGGAAUCGCACAAGGAACUGUUGUAAAGAUAGAAACCUUAACUGGAUCAAAAAUAAUUGCUAAUACUUUGACAAUUUAUCCUGUUUGCAACAAGACAUUUAUAUUAUCAAAAUGUUUUGUUGAUUUCAUCCGUGGCAAAUUUCACGGACGGUAUUUCACAGCUGGAAAUGUUCUGUCGGGAAAAUAUUUGGGACAGACGUAUAAGUUGAUUAUUGCUAAGAUUGUUGGCUGUGAUGGUUCUGUGGUUGGUGUAAAGUCCGAGGAACUGGCUGCUGAUAUUAGUGCUGAGAACAGAAGUGCACAGACUACUGACAUCCCAUCGAUAGUAGCUGAUAUGUCUUCCCUCUCACUGAAUGAAUCGAGGCAAGAAACAUCCAGCGAUAUUCUGUUCGCAUCAACUCCAAAGCCAUGCAGUCGAAACAUGCAGACAUCUGAACAGACCCCAGAAGAGGAUGUGAUAAAGAAGGAUUUGUCAUUUGGCUUAAAUGAUUCUGUUUUGAACAGAAACUUCUCUACACCGAAGAAAGCACUGCAAAUGUCCAGCGACAAAAGACAGUUGUUUUACACUCUGGAGAACAGGACUGUAUUGAAUAUUACAACACAUUUAGAUGAUGAGGAUUUAGGAAGAAAAGGACAACCUAUGGCCAAGGUCAAUGUGGAAAUGAUCGGUGGUCUGGACAAGGAAUUGGAAGCCAUCAUGGAGGUGAUAAGUCUUCCCCUGGAUCAACCAGGCUUGUUUCAAGCACAUGGUCUUCCUGCCCCAAAAGGUGUUCUCUUAUAUGGACCAACUGGGACUGGUAAAUCACUCAUCAUCCGAGCUGUAGCAAAUCAAGCCAAGGCACAUGUGAUAUCAGUCAAGGGACCUGAAAUAUGGAGCAAGUUUUAUGGAGAGUCAGAAGCCAAACUUCGAGCGAUCUUUCAAGAAGCAACCGAAAGGGCGCCAUCUUUGAUUGUUAUUGAUGAACUGGACGCGAUGUGUCCCAAGAGAGACAGUGUCCAAAGUGAGGCUGAGAAACGUGUCGUUGCCACACUGCUGACGCUUAUGGAUGGACUAGAUAUGUCACAUACGAGACAUCAUGUCCUUGUCCUUGCUGCCACCAACAAACCAGAUGCUCUCGAUCCCGCAUUGAGGAGACCUGGUAGAUUUGACCGUGAAAUUGAAAUUCCUGUGCCUUCAGUUAAACAGAGAAAAGAGAUCUUACAGAAACUCCUGCUGCCGCUCCACACAAGUGUAUCAGAAGAAGAUAUUGCUAGAAUGGCAGAAAAUGCCCAUGGAUUUGUUGGUGCCGACCUUGCUGCAGUCUGCAAAGAGGCCGGUCUACGUGCUGUGAAGCGGGAGAUAGCACAAGCAUCGGAGGCAUUUACUGUCGAGAAGGACGACUUUCUGUACGCUUUGAAGGCUGUUCAGCCCAGUGCUAUGAGGGAGGUUGCUAUUGAUGUACCAAAGGUGUUAUGGACUGACAUUGGAGGACAAGCUAACUUGAAACUAAAGCUGAAACAGGCUGUGGAAUGGCCCCUCAAGCAUCCAGAGGCAUUUGAGAGGAUGGGCAUCCAACCGCCUAAGGGCCUCCUCAUGUACGGUCCACCUGGAUGCUCCAAGACAAUGAUCGCAAAGGCGCUGGCUACAGAGAGUGGGCUCAACUUUAUAGCUAUAAAGGGCCCCGAGUUAUUCAGUAAAUGGGUCGGCGAGUCUGAGAAGGCAGUGAGGGAAGUUUUCCGCAAGGCUCGGUCUGCGGCCCCAUCUAUUGUCUUCUUUGACGAAAUUGAUGCCUUGGCGGUCGAACGAGGCAGUGGAUCAGGUAGUCACAAUGUUGCCGAUCGUGUUCUAGCGCAGCUGCUCACAGAGAUGGACGGCAUUGAAAAGUUGAAGGAUGUGACGAUUAUCGCAGCCACGAAUAGACCGGACAUGAUUGACAAGGCCUUGAUGAGACCAGGCAGAAUAGACCGCAUUGUCUAUGUUCCUCUGCCUGAUGAGGAGACGCGGCGAGAUAUAUUCAGAAUCAAGUUCCGUGAUAUGCCCGUUGAUGAUGGAGUGGAUUUGGAGGAACUUGUGGUGAAAACGGAGGGAUAUUCUGGUGCUGAGGUGACAGCGGUGUGCCAUGAGGCAGCAUUGUUUACUUUACAAGACGACAUCAACGCAAUCGCUAUCAAGAGUGAGCAUUUCCACCAAGCUCUGGCGGCGGUGUCACCCCGGACUUCACCACAAAUGAUGGCGUUCUAUCAGGAUUAUCAGAGCAAAUUUGGACUCAAAGCUGUAUGAUAUGUUGUUUAUGUUGUCCACUUUGGUUAAGAAAAAUCAUUUUUGAACGCCUGUGACUCCAAUAGUUUUCCUUGUAUGUCCAAUUGAAAUGUUUUAAAUCAUCUUUCAACUUUGUGAGCACAGUCCAUGU